UAAACAAACGUGUAGCCUGUGCCUGUGAUCGAGUUUGAUAUUUAGAAAUUUAUCAAAACCAGCAUAUAGAUUGAAGUGACAUUUUUAAGUCUUUCAAAGAAAAAUGACCAGUUAAAAAAAUGCACCAUCGACUUUUUCAUAGACUCAUUCCUAUACACAGAAAUCCCUCAGCAUAUUUAGCAGCAGCUUCAAGUUCAAACAGCACAUCUAGUUUACCAAAUAGAACACCAUUUAAACCCAAAACUGCAGUGGUCUUGUCUAAAGUGACAAGAUACGAAUUUGAAAAACGUAUUUUUCCAGACUAUACGGAACAGCAACUGAAAGACCAUUUAGAAAGUAAGAGAUCUGAUUAUGAUGGAUUGUUAGAAAGACAUAAUCGCCAUUACAGCUGUGUGGACUUGGUAGAGAGAGAAUUAAGAAAUAAUGGUAUUGAAGCUAAAGUAGUACAGAGGUUUGACCUAGAUAAUGAUUUGAUUGGUUGGGCUGAUGUUAUUUUCACUGCUGGAGGUGAUGGGACAUUUCUGUUAGCAGCUGAUAAAGUUAGAGGUCAAGAUAAACCAGUGAUAGGAUUAAAUACUGACCCAAGAAGAUCAGCUGGAUGUUUAUGUUUACCCAAAGAUAAGUACUCAGCUGAUCAAUUUGAUGUUGCAAUCAAACGUCUUUUAGAUGGAGAUUUCAGAUGGUUGAAACGACAAAGAAUUAGAAUUACAAUUUCAGGUCAUAGUGAAAAAUUGUUUCCUACUGAAUUAAAGGAAGAACAAUUACUUUAUCAUGAACAUAGAUUUUUAGAACAUAUGAAUGAAAAAUUAGAAUGCUCAAAACCUAUAGAUAGUGAUGAAAAUGGAAAUAUUGAAGUAUUACCUAUUGUGGCACUUAAUGAAGUGUUUAUAGGAGAAGCACAUUCAUCUAGGGUUUCUUAUUAUGAAAUGAAGGUUGAUGAUAAGCCACAUAUGAAAGAGAAGAGCUCUGGUAUAACAGUCUGCACUGGAACUGGAUCUACAUCCUGGCAUUUCCAUAUUAACCAAUUGUCUACAGACGCUGUAAAAAAUAUACUCAGCAUAUCUAAUAGUCUUUCAAGCUGUAAAGUUCCUGUUGAGGAUACAGCAUUAAUCAGAAAAGUAACAAAGAAAUUCAAUGAAUCACUGGUGUUUGACCCAAGUGAACCAAGAAUGGCUUACACAAUCAGAGAUCCUAUUAGAAAUGAUGUAUUCAGUGUUCCAUGUGUCAAAGGAUUUGCAAAAAGAAUACAAAUCCGUUCAAGAAUGUGGGAUGCUCAUCUUGUUAUAGAUGGUGGGUUUUCUUACAAGUUCAAUGAUGGAGCUAUUGCUACAUUAGAAAUUCAUGACGAAGACGCCUUAAAAAGUGUGGAGUUUGAUUAAUUUCAUGCCUUAUUUUGUAUAUUUUUGAAUGCUAUGUCCAAUGGACGCUCAGGAGUUCAAAGUUAACUCAAAUAUGCAGGCAAAUCUUAGUUCAAUUUUUUUAUUUUCAAUACUUUUCUAGUCUUAACGACCAGAAGUUAUUUUAAUAUCUAAUUUAAAAGAUGUUAAACAUAAACAUCAGCGACACUUUUCACAAAAUAUCUUACGAUUAAAAUUGAUUGUAAGUUAUACUGAAAUGUGUAUGACUUACAAGUUUUUUUACUCUUAAGAUUUUUUGUGAAAAGGGCGGCAGACGUUUUUAAACUUUUUCCCUUUUACACUUCAGAAUUGAAUCAAAUUUGACAAAAAAGAAUAGUUUCAAUUGAUUAUUGUAAGUGUUUUGUAUAUUAUUAAAUAAAUCACUAAUUUCUAUUGCCUCGUAGAGAAGUAGUAUUUUUGGAUCUCUUCUUGCGGGAAUAGAUAACAGGUCAUUCAUUAUUUAUUAUAAAUUAUGUUUCUUUUGCUAGAUGAAUAUUGUUUACUAUCAAAGUUUUGUUUGUUUUGUGUUUAAAGUUGAGUUGUAGACCUAAAUCUUUAUUUUGUAUCAAAAGAUAAGUGCCAAAGAUAUUGUUACUAGUCUGUCAGUAUUAUGUCAGUUUUAGAUCUGAUUUGAUUUUCCCUAAUUUAGUAAUUAAUUUUAAUGUGAUAAAAAUUGCCAUUGUAUAUUAAGAUUCCAAAGUAAAGUCAUUGUUUGGCUGGGCAGCAGUCACUAACCAUUUUUUUUUAUAAAAAAAGUGAAGUUUUUUGUUAACAUUGCUUUACCUCAUUUUCAUAGAAUAACCAUAAGUUAUGAAAUGUUGUUUGUAGAUUGAAAAAGGAGGAUAUGAACAUGAUAUAACAAUUUAAAAAAACACACUAUUGUAAAAAAAAAUCUAAUUUGUUGUAUUUGUUAUGCUUGAAGAUCUAAAUUACUAGGCUCCAUAGCAAGACAAAGAUUCCUCAGACUAACAUUUUCUCAGCAUUUUUUCCUGAAAUAUGUGAAAGAUAACCAGCUAUGUCCCAUGGUUCAUUCAGACUUAAGAUUCCUGAACAAUGGUUUCAAUUUAACAUCAUCUUUGAUAUAAUUAGCCUCAAACCUUGAAAGUUGCCUUUAAAUUUUAUGUGAAAUGGUGUAUAAUGUGUGUUUGGAUAUUCAUCAUUAGAUUUUGUAUAACCUUUCAUGUAAAUCAACUUUUUAGUGCAUAAAAAACUUUUUUAUGUGGUUUCUACUGAUAUUAUAUUUAUAUAAUAUAUUAAAAUAACAAAAAAAAUAUUUUGAAUACUGCUAGAUAAAGGAUUCAGUGUGAAUACUCAACUCACUGUGUUAUUUUGAGCACAAUUUUGUUGAAUGUUAUUAUUAUGGUUGGGGGAAUAUCAUUGUUAAUGAUUUAUUUUAAUAACAGUUAUAAAGAUUUGUUAUUGUUUGUAUCAAAAUAUUUUCUAUAUAUUUACAAUGUUUAUAGGAAAGAUAGGAAAAUUCUAAUGACAUAAGUACAACAUAAUGCUUAUUUUGUUAAUCAUAUACUUUAUUGUAUAGUGUGCCUUGGGAUAACUCAGUGUUACCAUGAACUCCUACAAAAUAAGUAAUUAAUUUUGAUUUUCUCAAAAAGUGUACCUUUUGAACAUACCAAAAAUUAAAAAAUGACCUCUCAGAUCAGACAUGAAAUGCCAUUGAAUGCUUUGAAUGUGUGUUUUUUUAGAGGAAAGGAAAGUAUAUCCAAAUUUUUUUUAAAAAUAUGUCUUGUUUGAUAAGGCUGUAUAUCCAACUAGUAUUGAGAAUAUGUCAGAAUGAGGCAAUUAUAAAUUUUCAAGAGGAAAUUUGAAGAAUGAUGAAAUAGACCUUAAGUACUAUCUGAUUUAUGAAUUUAAGGGCCAAAAGGAUUGUCUUAACACUCUAUACGCAAGUAUCUUGAAAUAAUUAGGACCUAUUUUAAUGAUGAUACAUUACUGAAAUUUGUAAUUAAUAAAAAACAAUUUAGAUAGUGUGAUGCUGAUAAAAUCCUUUUAGAAACCACUGUUAAAAGUCAUAUCUAUAGCAAAGUUGUGAAUAAUUAAGAAAGUUUCCAAUUUAUGCAACAAAGUAGUCAUUUCUAUUGUGUUCACAAAAAAUCAGAAAAAGUUAUAAAGUGCUUUUUUCUUGAUUCUUAAAUGAAACUCCUCUUCAUUUUUUGCCAAAUUGAAACAGAGUAUACAAGAAGCUAUUGCUGAUUUGUGUAAAACAUAUUCCUUACGUACAUUCCUGUCCAAAUAGUCAUUAAUUAUUAAAGGAAAGAGCUUUCAACAGUAAUCAGUGAAAUUAAUAAUUGGAAUAAUUAAAAAGAAGUAUAUGUCUGCUGAGUGUUUAUUUUGUUUGCCUAAUGAACCUUAAGACCAACCAGUUAUAUUUUGUUAAGCACUAUAGCUCUACUUGUUUAUAGGUGUUUAAAACCCCUAUAUAUUCAACCAAAUUUUUCAAUUUUCACAGCUCUCUUAACUAUUUUACCUUAAGUUAUUCAUGAGAACCAUGUAUAUCUUGAAUUGUUCAUGCAUCACCUUUCUAUAUGCCAAUGUUCAACCAAUGUUUGAAUCUUGUAGUGAAACAUGAAGUUGCAGAAGUCACCUUUUACUGAAAAUAGCACUCUGGUUUUUAAAAAUCUUCAGUAAGCAUACAGAUGAUGAUGAUGGGUGGCUGCUUAACAUCCAGCAGCAAAUUAAUAUGCAUAUUCAGGACAAGAUCUUGUUAAUGUUAUAUGAAUAUUAACCCUGCUUUGUACAAGACCGAAACGUUGAGAUGGAUUUUUACCUGCUAGUUCACAAGGUAACAGUCCACAGGAAGACAUGUCACCUUAUUCGGACACAUUAUUCUGAUUCUGAGCCGUCCAGUCUUUGCUCUUACUUCUUAAUGCCGGGAGCUUAGCGGAGAAGCAGCAAAUACCAAUUUUGAAGUCUUUGGUUUGACCCUGUCAGGGUUUGAGCCCACGACCUCCCGCACUUGAGGCUAACACAUAACCACGAAACCACCCAGGUGGUAGUAAGCAUACAGUAAGCACAUCCACCCGAAAUGCAAAUUCAUGGACAAGUAAAUUUUGGCUCAAAAAUGGUACAAAUAUAUUUCUAAUUCAUAAAAGUUAUAUUCAUGUAAAUGAAUUUGCUAGUGUUAGUAAACUACAACAUCAAAAGCUCUGAUUUGUCAGAAAGAGCUACUUUUAUAUUAUUCUCAAAGCUGAUUGGUUGAAUUUUUCUGUGUUCAUAUGUUCUCAAUGUUGAUUGAUUGAAUUGGCAUAAGUUCUCAAAGCUAAUUGGAUGAUGAGACACUUACUAUACAUGUUAUGGUGACAACUUUCAAAUUCAUCACAUCAAUAGUGAGAAAUGUCACAUAGACACCCUGACCUUGACCAGGUGUACUUGUAUAAACAUCAAGUUUAUAUGAGUAUGUCAGUUUCCAAGUAGCUGUUAGUAAUAUAGGUCACACAUAUUUGGUCUAUAUAGUCAAUGUAAGAUGUAUGUCCAUCUGACAGGAAUCACUUUAUCUUGACCUUGUUUUCAUGGUUCACACGAAGGUUUGUUAUUAAUUAAUUAAAUGAGUACUAUCUGAUUUAUGAAUUUAAGGGCCAAAAGGAUUGUCUUAACACUCUAUACGCAAGUAUCUUGAAAUAAUUAGGACCUAUUUCAAUGAUGAUACAUACUGAAAUUUGUAAGUAAUAAAAAACAAUUCAGAUAGUGUGAUGCUGAUAAAAUCCUUUUAGAAACCACUGUUAAAAGUCAUAUCUAUAGCAAAGUUGUGAAUAAUUAAGAAAGUUUCCAAUUUAUGCAACAAAGUAGUCAUUUUUUUGUGUUCACAAAAAAAUCAGAAAAAGUUAUAAAGUGCUUUUUUCUUGAUUCUUAAAUGAAACUCCUCUUCAAUUUUUGCCAAAUUGAAACAGAGUAUACAAGUAGCUAUUGCUGAUUUGUGUAAAACAUAUUCCUUACGUACAUUCCUGUCCAAAUAGUCAUUAAUUAUUAAAGGAAAGAGCUUUCAACAGUAAUCAGUGAAAUUAAUAAUUGGAAUAAUUAAAAAGAAGUAUAUGUCU
This is a messenger RNA of Mytilus californianus (California mussel), 5446 nucleotides long. RefSeq names its product NAD kinase 2, mitochondrial-like. The coding region runs from base 120 to 1379 and encodes 419 amino acids. The transcript is spliced from 9 exons. Gene Ontology annotation, biological process: NADP+ biosynthetic process; NAD+ metabolic process. Gene Ontology annotation, cellular component: mitochondrion. The record is from RefSeq and is a predicted model, not a curated record. Gene Ontology annotation, molecular function: NAD+ kinase activity. Lineage: Eukaryota; Metazoa; Mollusca; Bivalvia; Mytilida; Mytilidae.